Messenger RNA from Boeremia exigua, 1842 nucleotides. RefSeq lists its product as uncharacterized. The transcript has 3 exons. The record is from RefSeq and is a predicted model, not a curated record. Bases 1 to 1842 code for a protein of 613 amino acids. Lineage: Eukaryota; Fungi; Ascomycota; Dothideomycetes; Pleosporales; Didymellaceae.
AUGACCGGGCCAGAUACGCCUGACAACGUGGUCCAGUCUCUUGCGCAGCACCUUGACGACGCUGGUGACACGAGGGCCGCGCUCAGAAAGGUCUGGUUGACCCAUCUCGAGUAUUUGAUGCCAUUGCGCUCCGUGGCCAGCGACGCAGAUCUCGAGAGCUUUCACACAGUUUGCGCCUGGUACCUCACCCCAAACUACCUCCUGCGAUAUGAGCAAGAGCUCGCUGCUCGAGACGUUGAUGUCAUCAACAGCAGCCGCCGCAUCGCUGCCAUCAGCCGCCUCGUCGAGGUCUGGGGCGCCACUGCCAUUUUGAAGAUACGCCAAGGUCUGCGCGACCAGCUGCCGCUGCCUACCGUCCCGAACCGUGACUUCCUCGUGGAGCUCAGCAAGAUUGCCACAGCGCGCUACCAUCUGAGGGCAUUUUUGCAGGACCUUCCGCCAUUCAUCGCAGGCAGAAUCCACACCUGGCGAGCACAGGAUCCGCGCUACGAGAACCACGAGAAGCGGCCUUGCCUGCAAUUCAAGCACUUGAAGGCUUUCUAUCAAGACAAGUACGUGCCGGAAUUUCUUCAAACCGGCAAGGCUAUACUUGCGGCUGAACCUCCUGCAAAGCGUCAAAAGACCGGCGCCAAUACACGAGUCACUCGCACUGUUAGAAGUACAAGCGCUCCAGACAAAGGCGCUGAAGCCUCUGGCUCAGUCGAGGUUGGCGUCUUUCGCCCCGACGACGUCGAGAUCCCUCGGCGGGCAGAUACACCUGAGCGCCAAGUCAACGAUUCCGUCAUCCCGAAUUCAAGCCCUGCUCCAUCGACCGACCUAUCAGAGCAGUCGAAUGAGGCUUGCGCACGGCAUAGCGACACCUUACUCCCCAUUGACAAUACUGUAUGUGAGAACCCUGAGCUGCCAAUCAGCAACGACCCGUCGUUUGCCGACGAGCCUGGAGAAGGCAGCCUUAUCAGCGAGGACAACCCGACCCGGAUCGAGCCCGGCGUCAAUACGAUGCCGCGAACUGGAAAGCAGCCUUCAGAGGCAAUGCGAGCAAGCAAGGAUGUUCAGGAGAAAUUCAACGACUUCGUCCAGCAGUUUGGCAUGAACCCAGCGCUCCAAUGGCUUAUCGAGACGGCGAGGCAACGAGAGGCGCUGCGAGUGCAGGGAAAAGCAGCAAAUGAAGCCUAUACGGCGGCAGAAGAUGCAGUGAGCCGACUGGAAGAGUCAAUCCAAGCAGAAUUGCUGCCCGGCAAGACCUUGAGCGAGGCCAUGACCGACGCACACGAGGACCUACAGAUCACAGAGGACGUCUACAACAGACUGAUGUCGUUGGGAAAGGCUGCACAGGAAUUGCUACCCGAUGUGGCUUCUGCGGGGUUGCAGGGCUCCGCCCAGAUCCAGUUCAAGGUCAACGAGUCAUCAGCCGCCUCCGUCAGAGCGGCCAGGGCUCAAAGGGUCAAAGAUUUGGCCGACUUCGCUGAUGAGCUGCAGGAGAAGGAAGAGGAUCGCACUCGAAAAGAAGAGGAAGCCGACAGGCUGGAAGAGGAGUACGCGCAGAUCAACGCAAAGCAGGAGAAGCUGAGAGGGUUGUUCAACAUGAGACACGACCAGCCGACGCUUGCGGCAUUGGCAAAGCUUCCCUUGCCGUCGGACCUCGGCGCUGUCAGCAUGGACAUGACGGCGCGCUCGAUGGCGCUCAAGGCCGCCCCUGCCAAGUUCGCGACGGAGCUCGUCGAGGGCCUCCAGCGUCUCUGCCCGCCGGCCAGAGCAGUUGCGGCAGCUCCCGCUCCCGCCCCCGACGAGCCUCUGGGCACGACUCUACCGAUGAACGCCUCACAGACGCCGAUCCGAUGA